UCCUAAUCGUAGGGUUCCUAAAAACUGGAACUAAAAGUAUGUGUGAGGCAUUGGCGCUACUUGAUUACAAGGUGUCAUACCAUGGCAGAGAUUUCAGCGAAUUAUAUGAAUAUUGGAAUAAGUUUUUAGACGGAAAAGGCCGACCUGAAGAGCUGCGAAAAUGUUUGAAGGCUUUGAUACUCUCAGUGAUAUUCUUGCAAUGGCUUAUUGGAAAGAGUUUUUGGUUGCAUUUCCAAAUAUAAAGCUCAUUCUCACGAUGCGUGAGCGAAAAAGCUGGGUGAAAUCUUACAUAAAUCAGCUGACAAAAUACAACCAAUCGGCAUUAAGUUUCCCUCUGUCCAUAUUUUCACCAACAGCCAGACGCUGGUGGGACUUUCAUUGCAGACCACUAGCCAAAGUUUGUAAACUACCCACUACGAAGCAUUUUUCAUUAAGGAAAUGCUUUCCUAUUGACAACGAAGAAACAUGUUUGAAAUUUUAUGACGAAUACAAUGACGACGUUAUAAAAGAAAAUCAUAUUCUUUUAGUUUUGGGUUCCCGUGAUUUAUUCUUUGUUGUCCCGAUGGUCGUCUAG
Molecule: messenger RNA, 574 nt
Organism: Styela clava
Lineage: Eukaryota; Metazoa; Chordata; Ascidiacea; Stolidobranchia; Styelidae
Source: RefSeq, a predicted model, not a curated record